This is a messenger RNA of Ilex paraguariensis (yerba mate), 2204 nucleotides long. NCBI's taxonomy places the organism in Eukaryota, Viridiplantae, Streptophyta, Magnoliopsida, Aquifoliales, Aquifoliaceae. The record is from the annotation of a GenBank genome assembly.
AUGAACGGUGGUGAUGGAGAGGUCGCGGCAGCUUCGGCGGGCCCACCACCGCUGCUCGAGUGGAAAUUCUCUCAGGUCUUCGGUGAACGCACCGCCGGUGAAGAAGUUCAGGAAGUUGAUAUUAUUUCUGCAAUUGAGUUUGAUAAAACUGGUGACCACCUCGCUACUGGAGACCGUGGGGGCAGAGUAGUGUUAUUUGAGAGGACUGAUACAAAGGAGCAUGGUGGAAGUCGAAGAGAUUUAGAGAGGAUGGAUUAUCCAGUUGGUAGGCAUCCAGAGUUCCGUUACAAAACGGAGUUUCAGAGCCAUGAGCCUGAGUUUGAUUAUCUCAAGAGCUUGGAGAUUGAGGAGAAAAUCAAUAAGAUUAGAUGGUGCCAAACAGCUAAUGGUGCACUCUUUCUUCUGUCCACUAACGAUAAAACCAUCAAGUUUUGGAAGGUUCAAGAGAAGAAAGUCAAGAAAAUCUCUGACAUGAACGUGGACACUUCCAAGGCUGUUGGAAAUGGCACUCUUGCCAGUUCAAGUGUUACUUCCAGUCCUAAGCAUUAUCUUGCAAAUGGAGGAUAUCCAGAUAAAUCUUACAAUGGUUUGAGCAGUGACAUUUCAAUCCCACCGGGUGGCCUUCGAUCAUUACGUUUACCUGUGGUAGUAACCAGCAAUGAGACCAGUCUUGUGGCAAGAUGUAGAAGAGUAUACGCACAUGCGCAUGACUAUCAUAUCAAUUCUAUUUCAAAUAACAGUGAUGGUGAAACUUUUAUAUCGGCUGAUGAUCUGCGAAUAAACUUGUGGAACUUGGAAAUCAGCAAUCAAAGCUUCAAUAUUGUUGAUGUGAAGCCAGCGAAUAUGGAGGAUCUAACUGAGGUGAUAACAUCAGCUGAGUUUCAUCCUACCCACUGUAAUAUGUUAGCAUAUAGUAGUUCGAAAGGAUCAAUUCGUCUUAUUGAUUUGCGGCAAUCAGCUUUGUGUGAUAGUCAUUGUAAAUUGUUUGAGGAGCAGGAAGCACCUGGUUCAAGAUCAUUUUUCACUGAGAUAAUUGCCUCAAUUUCAGAUAUUAAAUUUGGAAGGGAUGGAAGAUAUAUACUUAGUCGUGACUACAUGACCCUUAAGUUAUGGGACAUAAAUAUGGAUUCUGGUCCUGUUUCAACUUUCCAGGUUCAUGAGUAUUUAAGACCAAAGUUAUGUGAUUUAUAUGAAAACGAUUCUAUCUUCGAUAAAUUUGAGUGUUGCCUGAGUGGUGAGGGUCUGCGAGUAGCAACUGGUUCUUACAGCAAUCUAUUCCGUGUGUUUGGCUGUACUUCGGGUAGCACUGAAGCAACUACUCUGGAAGCAAGCAAAAAUCCCAUGAGGAGGCAAGUCCAGAACCCUUCAAGGCCUUCCAGAUCCCUAAGCAGUAGUAUAACACGCGUUGUCAGAAGAGGAUCCGAAAGCUCAGGGUUUGAUGCAAAUGGAAAUUCAUUUGAUUUCACAACAAAGUUGCUCCACCUAGCAUGGCAUCCAACUGAAAACUCAAUUGCUUGUGCUGCUGCAAAUAGCUUGUACAUGUAUUAUGCAUAAGAUGUCGGUCCAGGAAUUAGUAUAUGGUCACUUGGUUGACAUUUUUGGAUUUCCAAAGGAGAAAGCUUCUUUCCCGGGCAACUUGAAGCUUCGACAUUUCUUGCAUUCAAGCACCUUUGAAGUUGGUAGCACGUGCUUCUAAUGUCAAGGUCCAAACGGUGGCUGUCCUGGAAUCCGCGGCAAUGCAAUUUGCCUUUGUUUAGGGACAGGCAGCUUGCUUUGUUCCACCCUUUCUACUUCUUAAUUACUGCUUCACCCUCUAAUUUCUUUCAGGUUUUUUUAACCUUUUGCAAAGGAAAGAUGCAGUUCUGUUCUUAUUUUGUCGGGGAGGUAAAAAAAAAAAAUUGAUUGUAGCUCUCCAACAACCAAGACCAAAGGAUGUCCAAUAUUGCCACUAGGUCCAAGUUAAAUGUAGUUUUACUCUGCCCGGAAAGAUCUGCUGCUAACUUGCAAGACAUCAAAGCUUAUUUAUUUUUUCUUGUAAACGACCAAAUUGUCUUUAGGGUGAUUUUAGUCUGGUGUUGUCUUAGAUUAUUAGUGAAUAUUUUUUUUUUUUGUAAAAGAAAAUCAAGGGCUAUGGUUUAUUAUAUUGUGCUGUACUUUUGCAUGCACAUUUAUGAAAUGAAGCUUUCGUUGAAGUUACACUAUUG